AUGGCCGAGAAGGGAGACUGCUUUGCCAGUGUCUACGGGUAUGACCUCGGCGGGCGCUUUGUGGACUUCCGACCCCUGGGCUUCGGCGUCAACGGGCUGGUGCUGUCGGCCACGGACAGCAGGACCUGCCGGAAGGUGGCCGUGAAGAAGGUCACCCUGAGCGACGCCCGCAGCAUGAAGCACGCCCUCCGGGAGAUCAAGAUCAUCCGGCGCCUGGACCACGACAACAUCGUGAAGGUGUACGAGGUGCUGGGGCCCAAGGGCGCCAACCUGCAGGGCGAGCUGUUCAAGUUCAGCGUGGCCUACAUCGUGCAGGAGUACAUGGAGACCGACCUGGCCCGCCUGCUGGAGCAGGGCACGCUGGCCGAGGAGCACGCCAAGCUGUUCAUGUACCAGCUGCUCCGCGGGCUCAAGUACAUCCACUCGGCCAACGUGCUGCACAGGGACCUGAAGCCCGCCAACAUCUUCAUCAGCACCGAGGACCUCGUGCUCAAGAUCGGGGACUUCGGCUUGGCGAGGAUCGUCGAUCAGCAUUAUUCCCACAAGGGUUAUCUGUCAGAAGGCUUGGUAACGAAGUGGUACCGCUCACCACGCCUGCUCCUCUCCCCUAACAACUACACCAAAGCCAUCGACAUGUGGGCGGCCGGCUGCAUCCUGGCCGAGAUGCUCACAGGGAGAAUGCUCUUUGCAGGGGCUCACGAGCUGGAGCAGAUGCAGCUCAUCCUGGAGACCAUCCCUGUGAUCCGGGAGGAGGACAAGGACGAGCUGCUCAAGGUGAUGCCCUCCUUCGUCAGCAGCACCUGGGAGGUGAAGAGGCCCCUGCGCAAGCUGCUCCCCGAAGUGAACAGUGAAGCCAUCGACUUUCUGGAGAAGAUCCUGACCUUUAACCCCAUGGAUCGCCUCACAGCCGAGAUGGGGCUGCAGCACCCCUACAUGAGCCCGUACUCAUGCCCGGAGGACGAGCCCACCUCCCAGCACCCCUUCCGCAUUGAGGACGAGAUUGACGACAUCCUGCUGAUGGCCGCCAGCCAGAGCCAGCUCUCCACCUGGGACAGGUGCGGUGCCAGGUACCCCGUGAGCCUGUCAUCCGACCUGGAGUGGCGGCCCGACCGGUGCCCGGACGCGAGCGAGGUGCAGCGGGACCCGCGCGCGGGCUCGGCGCCGGCGGAGGACGUGCAGGUGGACCCGCGCAAGGACUCGCAGAGCAGCUCGGAGCGCUUCCUGGAGCAGUCGCACUCGUCCAUGGAGCGCUCCUGCGACUACAAGGUGGGGUCGCCGUCCUACCUGGACAAGCUGCUGUGGCGCGACGGCAAGCCGCACCACUACUCGGAGCCCAAGCUCAUCCUGGACCUGUCGCACUGGAAGCAGGCGGCCGGCGCGCCCCCCGCCGCCGCCGCCGGGGCCGCGGACGAUGCCGGGGACCUCGACGCCGGGGCGGCGCGCCGCGGGGAGGACGAGCCGGCCAGCCUCUUCCUGGAGAUCGCGCAGUGGGUGCAGAGCACGCAGGGCGGCCAGGAGCCGGCCAGCCCGCCCCGCGAGGCGCCCGAGCGCCGCCCGCCCGCCUCCCCGCCCGGCCGCCCGGCCCCCGCGGACGGCGGCGCCAGCCCCCAGUUCGACCUGGACGUGUUCAUCUCCCGCGCCCUGAAACUCUGCACCAAGCCCGAAGACCUGCCGGACAACAAGCUGGGCGACCUCAACGGCACGUGCAUCCCCGAGUGCCCUGCAGAUCUCGUGCAGGCAGACACCUUCUCCAAAGAACGGUGGUGA
Eptesicus fuscus (big brown bat) is the source of this 1767-nucleotide messenger RNA. RefSeq names its product mitogen-activated protein kinase 4 (gene MAPK4). Bases 1 to 1767 code for a protein of 588 amino acids. The transcript is spliced from 5 exons. Gene Ontology annotation, molecular function: ATP binding; MAP kinase activity. Gene Ontology annotation, biological process: intracellular signal transduction; cell surface receptor signaling pathway; protein phosphorylation. NCBI's taxonomy places the organism in Eukaryota, Metazoa, Chordata, Mammalia, Chiroptera, Vespertilionidae. The record is from RefSeq and is a predicted model, not a curated record. Gene Ontology annotation, cellular component: nucleus; cytoplasm.